AUGUCGACGUCGUUGCCUCCGAUCCUCGGCCUAGGCCACGCCCAGGACAUUAUCACGACUAUGGAACAGGCUUUAUGCAGUCAAAGCGACGUCCGAGCUGCAGGUGAAGCGACUCUGCAGCAAUGUAUGAAGAUUCCUGGCUUCGCGCAGCUCUGUCUGCAGGUUCUCAACGAAGCGCAAUUCCCAUUGCAACCUCCAGUCCGCCUCAUGGCAGCCUUGUCAUUGAAGAACGCUGUAUCCGCAUCUUGGGUGGGACGUGGCUCGCGUCAGUAUGUCAUCUCUGCCGAGGAAAAGGACGAGAUUCGACGGGGACUGCUGCGACACAUGGAAGAAUCGAAUACUGCCAUUGCAACGCAACUUGCGGUCACCGUCGCGCGUAUCGCCCGGUCCGAUUUCCCCAAAGAGUGGCCAGAUCUCUUCUCCCUCCUCCGCGAUAACAUCCAACAAGGGUCCCAUGUCCAACAGACUCGUGCCUUGAGAGUCCUCAAGUCUGUGGUCAAGGAACUCGCGUCCCGGCGUCUGAUGGCGCACCGCGUGAUCUUCAAUGAGAUGAGCGUCGCCGUGACUCCGUUCCUUGCUGCCGUUUGGAAGGCCCAGGUGACGGAGCUGUCCUCCGGCAACCUCGACGUCGUCGACAACGUCCUAAGCACUACCAAAGUUCUCCAUCACCUCGUCGUCCACGGCUUUAAAGUGCUCAUGCCACUGGAUGUCAUUCCAUUCAUCUUUUCCAACUACUUCGAGACCUUUCGCGCCCUCACGUCGUACAUUCACAGUCUGCCCCCCGACGCGCCGGGUAUCGAAUCUCUGCAGAAGAUCCGCGUUUCGUGCGCUGGCUUGGUCGUGGCAGUGCAAAAAGCUCACCCCAUUGAGUUCCGAGCGUACUUGGGCUACUUUUUGCAACUCUUCUACGCAGAGUUGACUCACCCCACGCCGUCACCGGACAAGCUCGUCGUGCACCUGCUCUCGUAUUUUACCAAUGUCGUCGGCUGCCUCCUUUACCAGCAAAGCCCUUCCGCGCACUCAACGAGUCGAACCGUCAUUACGACCACCGGCGACGUCGAGCUAAACGACGCCAUGGUCGAUGAAUGCAAGGCUCAAAUUGGCGCGUUUGCGUAA
This is a messenger RNA of Aphanomyces invadans, 1116 nucleotides long. RefSeq lists its product as hypothetical. Gene Ontology annotation, cellular component: cytosol; nuclear envelope. Gene Ontology annotation, molecular function: small GTPase binding. The record is from RefSeq and is a predicted model, not a curated record. Lineage: Eukaryota; Oomycota; Saprolegniomycetes; Saprolegniales; Verrucalvaceae. The coding region runs from base 1 to 1116 and encodes 371 amino acids. The transcript is spliced from 5 exons. Gene Ontology annotation, biological process: protein import into nucleus.